AUGGUCAGUGCUCAAGCUGCCGGUGCAGCUCCUGUUGGUGAUGGUGCUGCUGCUGCCGGUGCUAUUACUACUAAAACAACAGUUAUUACAACAACAAAUGCAAAUGGUGUUACUAUAACUCAAACUCAAACUUCAACGGGUGCUAAUACUGUGAAUACAGCCACUACAGCCACUGGUACUACUGCUACAACUACUGCUACAACAGGUACAACAGGGACCGCUACAACAGGUACAGGUACUACAGCUACCACAGGUACUGGAACAGGUACAACAAAUACCGCUGCAACUGCAACUGGUACAACAACUGAUACUGGAUUAGUUCCAACUGCAACUGGUACUUCAGGUCGUACAACAACAGAUUUAACUCAAGAAUCUUCAAAUUCAGCAAAUCCAACUUAUACUUAUUCAGAUGAAUCAACAACUUAUAUUACAUCAUCUGCUUGGACUUCAAUUUGGGUUACAGUUACUUAUUCAAAUGGUGGUGUUGCAACUGUUCAAACUACUUAUUCUCAACGUUUCAAGAGUUUUUAUAGUGAAGUUAGUUCAGUUCCUUCAGGUACUAUUGGUCUUGGUAGUAUAAGUGGAUCUGUUGGUGUUGUUAAAACUCAAAAUUAUAUUACUCAAUCUUCAACAAAUGCUGGUGUUGUUAGUACUAUAAGUUCAGGUUUAUUAUUUGUUGUUGCUUUAUUAUUCUUGUGA
Molecule: messenger RNA, 699 nt
Organism: Hansenula ciferrii
Lineage: Eukaryota; Fungi; Ascomycota; Saccharomycetes; Phaffomycetales; Wickerhamomycetaceae
Gene: KRE1
Product: Kre1p
Exons: 1
Coding region: 1-699 (232 amino acids)
Biological process (GO): fungal-type cell wall organization
Source: RefSeq, a predicted model, not a curated record